Phyllotreta striolata is the source of this 958-nucleotide messenger RNA. NCBI's taxonomy places the organism in Eukaryota, Metazoa, Arthropoda, Insecta, Coleoptera, Chrysomelidae. The record is from the annotation of a GenBank genome assembly.
AUUGACAUUUAAUCAUUUGAUACAUUGGUGAUCUCUGGAAGAUUGCGGUUUAUUUCUUUGCAUUCCUUCAUAGAAAGUAAAUAAUGGCACCCUACAAAAUUGUUAUGGUCAGACAUGGAGAGUCCGAAUGGAACGAAAAAAACUUAUUCUGCGGCUGGUUCGACGCGAAUUUGAGCGAGAAAGGCAAACAGGAAGCCCAGGCUGCAGGUAAGGCACUGAAGGAUGCAGGCUACAAAUUUGACAUGGCCUUCACGUCGAUGCUUACUAGAGCUCAGGUCACUUUGCAGGCAAUUUUAAAAGAAAUCGGUCAGGAAGAUUUGCCAACGAUCAGGACGUGGAGGUUGAACGAGAGACAUUACGGUGGGCUGACCGGACUGAACAAAGCCGAAACUGCCGCUAAAUAUGGAGAGGAACAGGUGAAUAUCUGGCGUCGAAGCUUCGAUAUUCCUCCACCUCCGAUGGAAGCUGAUCAUGCUUACUAUGACAGCAUCGUAAAGGAUGCCCGUUACGCCGAAGGACCCACUUUAGACCAAUUCCCGAUGUACGAGUCAUUAAAACUGACGAUCGAGCGUACUCUGCCCUUCUGGAAUGACUCAAUUGUGCCACAGAUCAAAGCAGGCAAGCAAAUCAUGAUUGCAGCCCACGGUAACAGCUUGAGAGGAAUUGUAAAGCAUCUUGAUGAUUUAAGCGAGGAUCAAAUCAUGAAACUGAAUCUUCCCACUGGUAUUCCUUUCGUUUACACGUUGGAUGAAAAUUUGAAACCUGUGAAGAGUUUGGAGUUUUUGGGCGACCCGGAGACUGUGAAAAAGGCCAUGGAGGCCGUCGCUGCCCAAGGCAAAGCCAAAUAAUCAGUAAAAUAGUGUAUAUGUAAAUGGAGACUACUGGUCCAUAUUAAAUUAUUAAGUCAUGAAUGUUGAGUGUGAUAGAGAUAAUAAAUGUUACAAAUUAAUUGUUUCAA